Molecule: messenger RNA, 1647 nt
Organism: Olea europaea var. sylvestris
Lineage: Eukaryota; Viridiplantae; Streptophyta; Magnoliopsida; Lamiales; Oleaceae
Product: RNA exonuclease 4-like
Exons: 7
Coding region: 322-1359 (345 amino acids)
Biological process (GO): rRNA processing
Cellular component (GO): nucleus
Molecular function (GO): nucleic acid binding; 3'-5' exonuclease activity
Source: RefSeq, a predicted model, not a curated record
UCUAGGUAGACAAUCAAUAGCAAGUUGGCAAACUUCGAAUUUUAGAUGGGGGGCAGAUAUAUGAUAAGACGUGGUAACAAUGGAAAUAUUCUACUAGCUCAUACCGUGGGCCAUAAAACGGAUUACCACGAAUUUUUUGCUAUGAUUGGUGUGGAUUCUGAAGAUAGUCACCCAAGACCAGUGUAAAUAAUGGCCUUGAGGAAUCUUUUGAUGUACGGAUUGAAAAGAAACAGUUCCCCAACAGCAAAUAUAAAUACCUUCACUUCUUCCUCGAGUUCUCCAAGCGAAGCUCUGAAUCACUAGGAAUACCAUCAACCGAACAUGGACAACAGGAACAAGUGUGCUGCAUGCUACAGACAAUUCAACAAAAUGGAGCAUUUAGUCGAACACAUGAGGACGUCGUACCAUUCAGCUCAUGAGCCCAUGUGUGGAAUUUGUAGAAAGCAUUGCCGAUCGUUUGAGUCUCUACGGGAGCAUCUUAUAGGACCUUUACCAAAGGUUGAAUGUGAAAGGAUAUUUAAGGAACAAGGAUGUGAUCUUUGUUUAACCAUCUUUAGUAGCCGUAACGCUCUCCAUGUCCACCGAGAGGCAUGCCAAUUCUCACGUGGCAACAAUAUGGGUCUGACAAAUCGAAUGGCAAACUUGGGCAUCCAGGAUGAUUUGAAGAUGGAUAGUAGUAGAGCAAGAGUGGUUGCACUUGCUUGCAAAAUGGUAGGAGGUGGUAGUGAUGGUUCCUUAGAUCUUUGUGCAAGGGUUUGCCUCAUCGAUGAAUCCGAAAAGAUAAUCUUUCAUACAUAUGUGAAGCCACGUCUUCCGGUCACGAAAUAUAGGUAUGAAACAACAGGCAUGAGACCAGAAUUUUUACGGGAUGCUAUGCCACUUAGGCAAGUGCAAAGAAAGAUUCAAGAUUACUUAUGUAAUGGGGAGCCCAUAUGGCAGAUCCGCUCCAGAGCUGGAAAAGCUAGGAUCCUUGUAGGCCAUGGAUUAGAUCAUGAUUUGAAAAGCCUUGAAGUAGAGUAUCCGCAGAUGAUGAGGAGGGAUACCGCAGAUUACCCUCCACUGAUGAAAUCAAGCAAGCUCAGCAACUCACUUAAAUAUCUAACGAAAACAUACCUUGGAUAUGACAUUCAAACUGGUAUUCAAGAUCCCUAUGAAGACUGUGUUGCAACAAUGAGGCUGUACAUGAGAAUGAGAUCACAGCGUCAUAAAGUGGAAGACUAUCCGCUUGCUCAAGACCCACAAAAUCGAAACAAUUUUGCUGCAUUUAGGCAAAGCGAGCUUGAGAGGAUGGCUCCAGAAAAGAUGCUGGAAAUCUCAAGGUCUGAUUACUAUUGCUGGUGCUUAGACUCUAGCAGCUAAGGAAAUUGCAAUCGAAGUACUUCUCUAACCUGCCAGCACGUAUUAGCAUGACAGCCAAACAUGGAAUUUUCUGCCACCAAAUAGACCAAGCUUUCUUUUAACUUCUUGCUAAGUUAAAUUUAGGCAAUAGGACUGCAACUUAGAAAUUAUAGUCUAUUUCAUGAUAUAUAUUAUUGCGUUCUGUCAGAUGUUAUCUUAGAAUUCUCAUGGCUGUAUCAGUGUGAUUUAAGGUUCAAUAAAAAGUUUGCGUAACACUGUAGUUGCAACGUAACAACAGCAUUAUGUCAU